UGAAUAAUUAAACUCAUUGAUAAAUUAAGAUAACAAACUUGAGCUAAUUUAGAUAUUUAAAUUUAGCUGAAAUUGAAUCAAUUUGAAAUAAUUUCAGUUUAAAAAUGAAUCGUCUUUGUGAAAAAUAUCACAGUCAAGAUUAGCUUAAAGCCCAGAGUCUCCUCUUUCAGUGGCUCAUGUUCGUAGGUAGUACCUCCAAUCUGACUAACAAAAUUUCAUACGCACUUAUAUCAACCUGGAAAACGAAUUGAGUUAUUACAUCAGAAACAAAGCGGAGAACUUGACUGAGCAGGAUGUAGAAAAAAAAGUGGACGACAAAUUUGACACAAUCUUAAAUCUGAUCGACGAGUACCGGAAAGCGCAUGUCCGCAUAGUUGCAAAUGCACUCGUCCCGAAACUGAAAGAGCAUAUGCACAAAACCGUAAUUCAGGCCAGCGCGAAACUGAAUGCGAAACUGGAUAAAUACAGAAAUGAGAGAGCGUGCGGAGCGAUCAAUUCGUAUUAAAUGCCAUUGAUUUGGGAUUGAGAGUUGUAACCUUGAACGAAGAAAUGAAAGCACGUCAGAAAAAAAAAGGAAAGAAACACUCCAUCACGGACAUCACAAAACCACGUAUGACGACCGUGAAAGGAGUUGAUGGACUUAUAGCCCACUGGUUGAUGCGAAUACAAAAUGUUGUUCCGCUUCAGGGAUCGCGGAGCGGAGCGGAGGUGGAGGCCCGGAGGCCCCCGGAGGGUACCCUUUUUUUGCCUUGCUCCGGGAGCAGGAGCCGGAGCAAGAGGUACUUGAAAUUUUUCUACUGGAGCCGGAGGUGGAGGCGGAGGCACUUACAAAAAACCCCGGAGCCGGAGCUGGAGCCGGAGGUAUUUUUUUUCAAAUAGCCGGAGGGGAAGGCUCUAACCCCCCCCCCCUUCGACCUCCGGAGGCGGAGCUGGAGGGCAUGAGUCCCCUGGAGGAUACCCUUUUUUAGGCCUUGCUCCGGGAGCCGGAGCCGGAGCAAGAGGUACUAGAAAUUUUUCAAGUGGAGCCGGAGGUGGAGGUGGAGGUACUCAUAAAAAAUGUCCGGAGCCGGAGGUAUUUUUUUCCCAAAUUUGGGAGCCGGAGCUGGAGGUGGAGGCACUGACACCCCCCCUCCGCGAUCCCUUUUCGGAGACUAGCAAGUAAGAAAUUACCUAGGCAUUACUUUUUUGAGAUAAAAAUAUGAAGAAAAACAUCGUUAUUCAUCCUUAUAAAAGAGAGUCGAUUGCAGAAAAAAAUAAGAGGAAAGGACUGGAAAUUAAAUUAAUUAUUCAUCUGUACCUAUUUAUAAUGAAGCCAUGAGAACUUAGAGAGCUUAUAAGAUAAAUAUUGAUGUUGAAACUGAACUACGUAUUAAAUUCUACAAAUAAGUAUAGAUAAGCGAAGAUAAAAAACGUGGGCAAAUUUAAGUAUUUUUUAGCUCAAAUCGAAUCAAUUUGAAAUGAUUUCAGUUUAAAAGCGAAUCGUCCAAGUGAAACAUAUCACAGUCAAGAUAGCUAAAGCCCCGAUAGAAUGAGUUCCAAAAAAUGGCGGAGUUUUAUCUUGUCGUUUGUUCGUUGAGUCUACUGUUCCACCGGGUCAUGUUCGUAAAUAGUUCCUCCAAUGAGACCAACCUAAUUUUAAAUGCUACUAAUACCAACUUGAAAAGCGAAUUCAUAAAUGACUUCAAAACUGUAUUGAACAACUUGACUAAGGCGGAACUGCUGCAUGCAAAACUGGAUCCGAGAUUUGAUGAAUUUACAAGUCGGAUGGCGAGUCUACUGCUUCACUGGAUCAGGUUAGUACGAAUAAAAAAGUACUCCAUUGGGACCAACGAAACUAUGAAAGCAUCUACCAACAUCAUAAAUGAAUUGAAAAAUGAUAUCAAAAACGAAUUCAAGAAACUGGAUACAAUCACAAAACGGAUCAUGUUGAAUUUGAUUGCGAAUCUGAGUGCAAAACUGCGUGCCUGGCGUGCGAAAAAACGCGUGGCCAAAUUGCGUAAGCUGCGUAAGCGGUUCAAGCCGAUAGAGUGCCAAGGUUGGAAUAAUAUUUUCGUAGAUCGUGCCCUUGAUUUUGGAGACAAAACUAUACUUGUAAUCGAGAAUGAAAGGAUGAAAGAGCGAAAGAAAAAAAAAGGAAAGAAUCACGCGAUCACGGAUAUUCUAGCACCGCGUAUGACAACCACGAAAGGAGUAAAUGAACUUCAAGCAGAUUUAUUAGAUGGAUUUCGAAAUCAUGUUCCUUAUGCUCACUCGAAACGUUUUUUGAACGAUCCUGGCAUUUUCGAUUCGUUGUUUCGAGAAUUGAAUUCCUCGAUUAACGAUGGAUUGAGAUGUGACCGCGAGCUGCUUUAUACAUUCCUCCAUGCUGAGUCGGUAAAUGAAGUCCGGCGCAUGUUGCAGCAGUAUUCUUAUUUCUGUCUGGAUUACGAAAACAACCGGACCAAGAUAUCUCGAGAACAUGGAAUUCGUGAAACAAGGCAGCAGAUCUAUAAACUUAUGGUUCAAAAUGAGUUUUUUUCAAAACUAUUUUCGCAAGUGAGGCGCAACUUCCUCCAGUCCAGAGCCAAGUUGGUCAGUAAAUUUCAUGUUUAAAUUUUUAUAUUUCAUUUUGUAACACAAAAAAUCAAAAGGAAAAAAUAUAUAUCUAUUAAAUUUUU
Molecule: messenger RNA, 2657 nt
Organism: Planococcus citri (citrus mealybug)
Lineage: Eukaryota; Metazoa; Arthropoda; Insecta; Hemiptera; Pseudococcidae
Exons: 6
Coding region: 1543-2592 (349 amino acids)
Source: RefSeq, a predicted model, not a curated record